Molecule: messenger RNA, 360 nt
Organism: Coregonus clupeaformis (lake whitefish)
Lineage: Eukaryota; Metazoa; Chordata; Actinopteri; Salmoniformes; Salmonidae
Product: CLIP-associating protein 2-like
Exons: 2
Coding region: 1-360 (119 amino acids)
Source: RefSeq, a predicted model, not a curated record
AUGAAACAUCUAUUAAUAUCCCAGUCCCAGCCUGGCAGUCGCUCCAGUUCCCCUGGGAAGCUGCUGGGCCACUCGUCUGGGUACGGGAGGAUCAGCAGGCCCCCCUCAGCCUCCAGCACCCCUGUAGACAAGAGGAGCAAGGUCCCCUGCAGCCAGGGCUGCAGAAGAGAUUCCUCUCCCAGCCGACUGGGACUAGCGAGGAGCCGUAUCCCCCGGCCCAGCAUGAGUCAGGGCUGCAGCAGGGAAACCUCUAGGGAAAGCAGCAGAGACACCAGCCCUGCUCGGGCCUUCAAGCCCCUUGGUGAGUACCACGUCCAACCGGACACCAGGAGGCCUCCUGGAAGCAGCAAGGCCCACUAG